Messenger RNA from Oncorhynchus kisutch (coho salmon), 2943 nucleotides. Its product is annotated as growth/differentiation factor 6-A. The record is from RefSeq and is a predicted model, not a curated record. Gene Ontology annotation, cellular component: extracellular region. The transcript has 2 exons. Gene Ontology annotation, molecular function: cytokine activity; growth factor activity. Gene Ontology annotation, biological process: BMP signaling pathway. The coding region runs from base 102 to 1346 and encodes 414 amino acids. Lineage: Eukaryota; Metazoa; Chordata; Actinopteri; Salmoniformes; Salmonidae.
GCAGAAGUCUAGCUCUGACGCGCAGUCUAUCUUCAGCUCUUGCUGUCUAAAAUCGCUUCAUUGUGGAGAGGGCUUUGAAACAUAUUUGGGACACUACCACCAUGGACGCAUUUCAAGUACUAUCGUUAUAUAUGUUACUGAUCUUCAUUUGGAAUAUACCAUGUUUUCAGUCAGCUGCCAUCAUAUCUCCCUCUGUGCCAAGGAGAAACAAGGGAGCCAAGAUCCUUCAUGAUGGACAAAGGUCAACCAAAUUUCCCAAAGAGAUCUUCGCAUCUUCUCCUAUCUUAAGCCAUCACGGAGAAGACUUUAAUAAGGACGCAAUUGUGCCCCACGAUUACAUGCUCUCCAUAUACAGGACGUAUUCGACUGCAGAGAGACUCGGACUAAACGCAAGUUUUUUCCGCUCCUCAAAGUCUGCAAACACCAUAACAAGUUUUGUGGACAGAGGAACAGACGAUCUCUUGCACUCUCCUUUGCGAAGACAAAAGUAUCUGUUUGAUGUCUCAACCCUUUCAGACAAAGAGGAGUUGGUUGGAGCUGAAUUAAGGAUAUUUAGAAAAGUACCCGGGGAUUUGCAAACGUCCCCGACAGGUCUCUAUGACAUUCAAUUACUCUCCUGUCGAUCAGAACGGCUACUGGAUGCAAGAUCCCUUGAUCCUCUAGAUUCCCGAAAACCAGGAUGGGAGGUUUUGAACGUGUGGGAAAUGUUUAAAAACCGGCAUCACUCUGCCCAGGGGAGCCAGCUUUGUCUCCAGCUCAAGGGCACUCUUGGUAAAUCAGAAAUGGAAAUCGAUUUAAAACAGAUGGGAUUUGACAGAACCGGUCGAACUCAGCAAGAGAAGGCCAUCUUGGUGGUUUACACCAGGUCCAAGAAAAGGGAGAACCUGUUCAACGAAAUGAAAGAGAAGAUCAGGUCUCGUGGAUCGGGGAGCAGGUCGGAGGAGGAGAGGGGCCUGCGGUUCAAAGCCAGGCGCCGACGGAGGACUGCAUUGAACAAUCGGCAUGGGAAAAGACAUGGCAAAAAGUCCAAAUCUAGAUGCAGCAAAAAGGCUCUGCACGUUAAUUUCAAAGAGCUAGGGUGGGAUGACUGGAUCAUUGCGCCAUUGGAUUACGAGGCGUACCACUGUGAGGGCGUGUGCGACUUCCCUUUGAGAUCGCAUUUAGAGCCAACAAACCAUGCCAUCAUUCAAACUCUCAUGAAUUCAAUGGAUCCCAAUAGCACACCUCCUAGCUGUUGUGUUCCCACCAAACUCAGUCCCAUCAGCAUUCUUUACAUAGACUCGGGCAAUAACGUUGUGUACAAACAGUAUGAGGACAUGGUGGUAGAGCAGUGUGGCUGCAGGUAGCGUCCUUUUCUUCUGCGUAUUUAAACCCCGCAAAAUCAAAGAUAAGUCACUCGGUCCAGGUCAGGAUAUGAAAGCUGUGGCAUAUCUUAAGCAUAUAGACCCAUGCGUUCUUGCCAUAUCAUGGUGCGCCUAAACUUCACUCAAAAGGGAUCUGCGAGAGACAUCAUUUGUAGCGUAGUCCUAUGCAAGCAUAUUUAUUUUUGAUCAAAUUUAAUCUCCGUACAAUCUCACAUAGCCUUAGAUGUCCAAUUGUUGUGGUAAACUAAUACCUACUCCUAGCCUACAUUUGCGUCCAUCUGAUGUGUUUUUCAAGAGCAUAGUCUAUUGUUUUGCGAGGCCCGGACAUAGAUAGGCAGGUCGUCAUAAACCAUUAGUCCGCAGUAGAGGAGUGGGUAUCAACAUACUGGUGAUAUGCUAUUAUUUUACAUUUUUUCUGAGCAGACUUGGAAUUCUUGAUGUUCCAUCAGUGGAUUCUGUCCAAAAUGGGCACAGUGGAAUGCACCUGUUCAAACUAGGCCGCAGUCACGGGAUAGCCCUUGUGCAUUGUUGCAGCUCCCUGCAACGGUCUUGUAAAGAGGACUCAUUUGUAGCGGGUGUUUCCAGGCUCACUGCCAGUGUCCAGCUGAAACUAUCCAGCUCUUCUGAUGCGUUAUCAAUCGGCCCUAGCACCCCCCCCCCUCUCCAAUCUCUCUCUUUCAAAUCUAUUUCUUUCUCGCUCGCUCUCUCUCUCUCUCUCUCUCUCUCUCUCUCCCUCUCUCUCUCUAAAAGGUGAAUGUAAUCUACCAAACACACAAAGGGCGCUGAGGAAAAGAGAUAGCGCAGAUAUGCCUACAAGAGAUUUCCCUGUGCGUCCUGUUUCAUCAGAAUGGAGUGCGCGCAAGAGUCAUCACAGCCCUCGGGCAACGAAUGCAAGACUAAACAGACGAUUCUUAACAUGGACAUGGACAUAGGCAUUCGUAUUGUGCCUGCCAUUGACAGCUGACUGUAUUUCGAUGACUUGCUGAAGGCACACUGAAAGGCAGUUGGACCCGGUUGCGCACAGGAGCACGUGGGGACACCAAAGGCCACGUUAAAUAAUCAAGACAAACAUUUGCAUCUUCAACGUCUGCAUCUUUACUAAAGGCACUUCCACAACUGACUGCGCCAAUGUCAUGUAGUCAGGAAGAACACCUUUUUUCAUGAUAAUCGACUGACCAGAAAAGACUCGCAAACGAGAUAUUUAAAUGCACAUUAGCUUUGAAUGCACUGCUGUUCAUUAUUUGAGCUGUAAAUAUUUGUAUAGUUAAAACUUUACAAGUGCAACUUAUGAAGAAAUGACAAAAGGCAUUUCUUUGUAAAUGUACAUACUUUAAAUGCACUCAAAUCGUUAUAAUAUCUAUUCUAUAAUAAUUUUAUUAAUUGUGAUGUACAGAGUUUCAUGAUAAUCAUAUAUUUCUUACAUUGACGAGAGUAAUUUAAGCUGUAUAAAAAAAAUGUUGAGGGUGAAAAUACCAUUAUUGAUGUCUACCUCAUAAUUACCUAGGUUCUGAGUUCUGAGGUGCAUUCAACUGUGUUAAAUUCUUUUUAAAUGAUAUAUGAAAUUAUACAUUUAUAUAGG